Messenger RNA from Capronia epimyces CBS 606.96, 903 nucleotides. RefSeq lists its product as uncharacterized. The record is from RefSeq and is a predicted model, not a curated record. The transcript has 5 exons. The coding region runs from base 1 to 903 and encodes 300 amino acids. NCBI's taxonomy places the organism in Eukaryota, Fungi, Ascomycota, Eurotiomycetes, Chaetothyriales, Herpotrichiellaceae. Gene Ontology annotation, molecular function: oxidoreductase activity.
AUGACUCUUGCACCUGCUCGUCACGAAGUUGCUGAUCUCACAUUUCUCAAAUGGAUCCCGCUUUACGAGAAGGAAAAGCCGUUUGUGUACCUGUCGGCGGUGCCCAAAUACUCCCUUGACCCACGGCAGAGCAACUUUGAAUUCCACUCAGUGCCCGUACCGAUCCGGGAUGUGCGCGGUGAAGAGGUCAACUAUACGCUCGACAGUCACGGGUUUACCUUCCGCACCUCCCCCGUGCAGCUCCAGCCAGACGACUUCAACGAUGCAGACGUGGUGGAGCGGGAAUACUUACCACAGGUCAAGGAGUUGUUGAGGCGGGAGGUGGAAGGGGUCGACGACAUUUUCAUCUUUGACUGGAGGAUGCGGCGAGCCGACUACGUAGCACGGGAGCUGGACAUGAACGACAAGACGUCUUUUCUCCCACCGUCUGGAAACGUCCACGUCGACCAAAGUCCCUACCAAGCCACGCGGACGUUGCAACGCGCCCGAGAUGCCCUCGGACAUGAGAAGGUGGACUGGUAUUGCAACGGUGGCCGCAUGCGCAUUAUCAACGUCUGGCGGUCCAUUGCGGGGACUGUGGAAGACAAGCCCGUCACAGUGUGCGAUGGAAGCACCUGUCGCAGCUGUGACCUCGUCACCAACGACGUGAUCCGGAGCCCCGGGCAUGGGGUACGCGAGGCGUGGGCCCUCCUACACGAAGAGAAACAGAAGUUCUACUAUCUGUCCCAUCAAACCAGGGAUGAGGUGCUCAUGAUCAAGAUCUUUGAUAGUGAGAGGGAUGUGCCGGCUACCUGUUCGCCGCAUACAAGUUUCACCCAUCGCGAGAUCCGGCAUGGGAUGACGCCCAGAAGGAGCAUCGAAGUCCGAGCAAUGAUCUUCACCAAGCCAGACGUCGACGCAUGA